GUCUAGCUGUGCUUCUGCUCGGCCGAUGGGUGCCAUGAAGCUGCCCAUUGUCUGCACCAAUAUUUCACACCUUUGAUACUAGCCUCCUGCUCUCGCCAUGGAUGCGCCUGGCGCGACGCAGGCAAACGAGAGUGUCCCUCAGGACCGCCGGGACUCGGAUUCCAAUAACGUGGGCGACAAUACAUACCCGGACAGCGGGCGGUCCGACCGGGUCAAUGACGAGGAAGACAGCCACAAUGGGACCCAGAGUGAAGGCGAUGAUAUUGACAAAGAACACGACGAGGACGGAACAGAGGGGGAGAGUGAUGACGAAGAGGACGAGGAGCCCCGGCUCAAGUAUGCAUACUUGACCAAACACCUGGGGGCGGUGUAUCGCAAUGGAGAUGCAACAAGCUCCUUUCUCGCGGCUGGGGACAAGAUGGUAAUUGGAACGCAUAAUGGAAACAUUCAUGUACUAUCCGUUCCUCAAAUGCGCUCUCUUCGCGUCUACCAUGCGCACUCCGCCAGUAUUACCUCGAUCUCAAUAUCUCCGUUCCCUCCUCCGUUGCCCAGUCUCAGGCAAGAGUACUUCAGCAGAGUCCCCGAAGACCAGGAAUAUUCGGCGCGGCCGUCGUCCGGCACAGCUAGCCUCCGCGGCCGGCAUCGACCAGCUCACCAGCAAAGCCUACCUGCCACGCCAUCCAACUCGAUAUACAUUGCCACAUCUUCUAUGGACGGAAAUGUCUGUGUUGCAUCAUUAGUUGACUCCAAAGACGUUCUCUUGCGGAAUUUUGGCCGGCCCGUGCAGGCUGUCGCGCUCUCACCAGAGUAUAAAAGUGACAGGGCGUUUCUGUCCGGAGGACGUGCAGGCGACCUGAUACUUACAGUGGGCGGAAGAGUUGGUGCUAGCACGAAUUCCACAACAAUGGGAGGUGCUGCGGCUACGGCUUCGAGUUGGCUCGGAUCUUUGGGGCUGGGAGCCAACACCGGCAAGGACACUAUCCUUCACAGUGGGGAGGGCGCCAUCAGUACGAUCAAGUGGUCUUUGUCUGGGAAGUACGUCGUCUGGGUCAACGAAGAGGGCAUCAAAAUUAUGCGAUCGAACUUGUACCUCGAUUCUUCCGAUUCUGAGCUUGCCUGGAAGCGAAUCAGCCACAUUGACCGGCCUAACCUUCCAGGCUGGGAGGAAAUGGCGGGAGUCUGGAAGGCUCGUGCUGAGUGGGUAGACGAAAAAUCAUUGACCACCGACAUCGGUUCAAACAGUCAAGGAGGAUCGUCUGCAGCCCAGUCGACUAUUGUCAGGGAAAAGGUGGAGAAGUUGGUAGUUGGCUGGGGAGGCACGGUUUGGGUCAUUGACGUAUACCCGGAUAGACCCAGCAAGAAUAACAGGGACCUGAAGAUCGGAUCUGUUGAGGUUUCGACAAUCUUGCGGACCGACUGCGUUAUAUCUGGCAUCUCGCUAUAUACUCCUAGUCUACUGGCCGUCCUUGCGUACAUUGAGGCGGAAGAAGACGUCUCGGAAGAGCGGACCAAGCUAGGAGGUCGCCGUCCGGGAACGCGCCGCCGGCCAACGGGCUUGGAGCCUGAACUGCGGAUUAUCGAUAUUGAAACAAAGGAGGAGCUUAGUGCUGAUACCCUUUCAACCAGUCGUUACGAGACCCUCACUUCAUCUGACUAUCACAUGUGCGUUCUGCCUCCUUGGAAAUCUAGCGCUCCUGUUUCGCAACGUGGCGCCCUAGAAGCUUUGGGGAACGGUCUCUGGGAUGCAACGCUCUACCCGGCACGUCUAUUCAACUCCGCCGCUAGCAUUCGCAGUACAACGAGCAGUGACAAGGGAUCCAGCCGCGCGCCGAGCACCUUUGCCUCUCGAAGGUUUUCUUAUGAGGAACCCCUUUCCAAAGAAAUCCAGGACAUUGCAGGGAGCGUGGGGCCCAAAAUCUUCGUCCACAGUCCAUAUGACUGCGUUGCUGCCCUGAAGAGAGACCUGUCUGAUCGCCUAGCCUGGCUAGACGCGCAUGAGAGGUAUGAAGAGGCAUGGAUGCUUCUCCAGGAGCAUCCUGAGGCGGCGGGGUCGACGACUGACGUGAACGAGCAAAUUCCGGAGACGCCGUCAAGAUCGCAGAGCAGUAGCGUUGGCGAAUCCUUCAUUGACGAUAGGUCUUCCAUCACAACCACUGGCCGGAACAUUGCUUCUACUCCUGCUGUCGAGCAGGAAAAGCGCCGCAUUGGCGAGUUGUGGAUCGAGCAACUUGUUGAUGAGAACAAAUGGGCGGAGGCCGCUGAAGUUUGCGUGAAAGCAAUUGAUACCGCGAGCAGGUGGGAGCAUUGGGCUUGGACUUUCAUUAAGCACGAUAAGCUGGACGAGAUCUCGUCCGUCAUGCCUGUCAACUUGCGCCCCAGUCUCCCCGCAAACAUCUACGAGACCAUCUUGGGGCACUAUGUCGAGCACAACAGGUCAAGGUUCAGCGAUCUUCUGGACUCCUGGCCUUUCGACCUCUUUGACGCCAAUAAUGUCGCAACGGGAAUUGAGGAGCAACUGAGAUAUGACUCGGUAAUCCCGGACACAGAGGACUGGCGAGUCCUGACAAGGUGUCUUGCCAAACUGUACCUCGCAGGAGGUCACUACGGCAAAGCACUGCACUGCUAUAUUCGCCUCCAAGACGCCGACACAGCGAUGGCCCUGAUCAAGGACCACCGACUGCUAGACACCCUCACCGACGAUAUCCCCGCGUUCAUCCUCAUCCGCGUCUCCAAGGAACAGCUGAGAUCAGCGCCCGUCGAGGAACUCGAAGAGCUCACCGCAGAGCCCAUCAGGCUCCUAGUCAGCGAAGCCUACACAGGCAUCGUCCGGCCUGAAAUUGUGGUCGAUCAACUCCAAGCAGCCAACAAACUCCUAUAUCUCUACUUCUACAUGCGGGCCCUGUGGCGCGGCGAAUCACUGCCUCACGGCGCCGCAAAACCUCGCCGCGGCCACUUCGCCCACAUCCGAGACGCAGCCAGCAAGCUCGCUGCCGACGAAGGCAAAGCACUAGUCGACAAUUUCGCCGAACUAGCCGUAGAACUCUUCGCAGACUACAACCGGCCCCUGCUGAUGGAAUUCCUUCAAACCAGCACCUCCUACUCCUUCGACAUGGCCGUCAGCAUCUGCGAAGGGCGCCACUUCACUCCAGAGCUUAUCUACCUCCUCUCGAAAACGGGACAAACUAAACGCGCCCUCAACCUGAUUCUCUCCGACCUCAAGGAUGUCUCACAAGCCAUCCAAUUUGCCAAGUCCCAAAACGAGCCCGACCUCUGGGAAGACCUCCUCGACUACUCCAUGGACAAGCCGCGUUUCAUUCACGGUCUCCUCGUCGAAGCCGGAACUUCCAUCGACCCGAUCAAACUCGUACGCAGGAUCCCAAGCGGCCUAGAAAUCGAAGGCCUCCGAGAAGGUCUCACACGAAUGAUCCGUGAACACGACCUCCAAGCCAGCAUAAGCCAAGGAGCCGCCAAAGUGCUCCAAAGCGAAGUAGCAGUAGGCAUGGACACGCUCCGACGCGGCCAACGCCGCGGCAUCAAGUUCAAUAUCGUCGAAGAGGAAAGAUCCAUUCCUGGCACUCCCACCACCACCACUGCCACCGAAGCAACCGAAAAGGACACCACCACCGCCAACAACAAAGCAGUCAAAAGCGACGCCGACACAGAAAAGACCUCUUUCACCGCAACAUCCUCAACCACCGCCUCCCAGGCAGGUAGAUGCGCAGGCUGUCAUCACCCGUUCCGCGCCAACGAGAAAGAAAUCCUCGUCGGCUUCGCCUGCGGCCACAUUUUCCACCUCUCGCACAUCCACGCAACAUCAGAAAAUCCCUCAGCCACAAGCACGCCGUAUACUCGCUCUGCGGUGCAGACACCUCGGCCGUUUUCGCCUGCGCCCGGACAGACGCUGGAUGAAGUAUCGAUGAGUGCAUCGCGCACGGUCGGACCUAAGGUGACCACUGCGCGGUUGUUGAGGGAUAGGAUCGGUGAUGGGUGUAGGAUUUGUGCGUUGGCGAAGGAGUUGGAGGCGAUUGGGGAUUCAGAGUCGUAGGUAUACUUUUCUGCUGUGAGUUUGUGAGUGUGGCUUUUGGAUGGGUACUCUGGGGAGGGGGGUACUGUAGCUUUGCUUCGGGCGGGAAUGUAGAUUCGUCGGCUGCUUUGUGUGGCGACUUGAAGAAAGGGGAUUGGCUUUAGUAUUUUUAUUUUGAUGGUAUUCAUUUGUUGAAGGGAGCAGUUGAAUGAUGACCCUGUCAUUCUACCAGUGUGGGGCUGUAACCACGGACAGUUUCACUACAUGUCACAUAGUUCGCCUGGAUGGGUGUAUG
Molecule: messenger RNA, 4319 nt
Organism: Aspergillus vadensis CBS 113365
Lineage: Eukaryota; Fungi; Ascomycota; Eurotiomycetes; Eurotiales; Aspergillaceae
Product: CLH domain-containing protein
Exons: 5
Coding region: 98-4045 (1315 amino acids)
Biological process (GO): macroautophagy; endosomal vesicle fusion; vesicle-mediated transport
Cellular component (GO): HOPS complex; late endosome
Molecular function (GO): protein binding
Source: RefSeq, a predicted model, not a curated record